UACUGAAACUGUCAUCCUGUCAGUUUGUGAAAGAAAAGAAGUUAAGAACCUGAUGUCACUCGUUAUUUUACCGUAAUUUUUAAAGGCGUAAUUUUUAUUUGUAUUAUAGGAAUAAAAAGUACCAUGGAAUCAUAUGACGUUAUCAUUAAUCAACCGGUUGUCAUUGAUAAUGGAUCGGGUGUAAUUAAGGCUGGUUUUGCAGGGGAUCAAAUACCAAAAUGUAGAUUUCCUAAUUACAUAGGAAGACCUAAACAUGUGCGUGUUAUGGCUGGGGCGUUAGAAGGUGAUUUAUUCGUUGGCCCUAAAGCUGAAGAACACCGUGGUUUACUUUCGUUACGAUAUCCAAUGGAACAUGGAAUAGUUACCGAUUGGAAUGAUAUGGAACGAAUAUGGAAUUACAUUUAUAGUAAAGAUCAAUUAUCAACAUUUGCAGAAGAGCAUCCUGUACUUUUAACAGAGGCACCGUUAAAUCCACGAAGAAAUCGUGAGAAAGCUGCUGAGAUAUUUUUUGAAACAUUUAAUGUACCUGCAUUGUUUGUGUCGAUGCAAGCGGUAUUAAGUUUAUAUGCGACUGGUCGAACGACGGGGGUUGUGUUAGAUUCAGGGGAUGGUGUCACACAUGCUGUUCCGAUAUUCGAAGGCUUUGCAAUGCCACAUAGUAUCAUGCGAGUAGACAUUGCCGGUAGAGAUGUUACACGCCAUCUUAAAUUAUUACUUCGUAAAGAAGGAAUCAAUUUUAAGACAACAGCUGAAUUUGAAAUAGUUCGCACAAUUAAAGAGAAGGCAUGUUACUUAGCAGCAAAUCCACAAAAAGAAGAAACUGUCGAUACGGAACAAGUUGUAUAUACGUUACCAGAUGGAAAUACAUUAUCAAUUGGUCCAGCAAAAUUCCGUGCAGCUGAGGUACUAUUCCGACCGGAUUUAAUUGGUGAAGAAUGUGAAGGCUUGCAUGAAGUACUUUUAUAUUCAAUACAAAAGUCUGAUUUAGAUUUACGGAAAGAUCUAUUUCAAAAUAUUGUAUUAUCGGGUGGUUCUACACUUUUUAAGGGAUUCGGAGAUCGACUUUUAGCGGAAAUUAGAAAAUUGGCACCAAAAGACAUUAAAAUUAAGAUAUCUGCACCGCAAGAACGAUUAUAUUCCACAUGGAUUGGGGGUUCAAUUUUAGCUUCAUUGGAUACAUUUAAAAAGAUGUGGGUUAGUAAAAAAGAAUACGAAGAUGAGGGUCAUCGAGCAAUACAUCGAAAAACAUUUUAAUACGUAUUUAAUAAUAAUA
Chrysoperla carnea is the source of this 1273-nucleotide messenger RNA. RefSeq names its product beta-centractin (gene Arp1). Bases 124 to 1254 code for a protein of 376 amino acids. NCBI's taxonomy places the organism in Eukaryota, Metazoa, Arthropoda, Insecta, Neuroptera, Chrysopidae. The transcript has 6 exons. The record is from RefSeq and is a predicted model, not a curated record.